CUCUCAGCAAAAGACUCUGGAUCCGGAAGACAACGAGGCGCCUCCCUGUCUCAAAAAGCCGUUCGUCCGCCUCAAAAAUCCAGCCUAGCACUACUCUAGAGCCCACCUGCUAGCCGCUACCUGGUUUCCUCCAGUCUUCCACGGUCUGUGGCUCAUUCACGAGGGACAUUGCUCGGCCCGAAUCGCCAACAUUGGCACUGCUUGACGCGCGCGCGCGCCCUGCUGCGUACCCUUUUCGCCAACAUCAUCUCGCGGCUUUUUCCCAUCUCCCGCCAAACCUCCCCGUCGGUUCUUAGCCCGCCUCCCGACGGUUAUCUGUCAUCUUUUUUUUUUAUUUACCGCCAGUUGCCUACCGCGCAGCAACUCCACCGCCAUCCACCACAGUUCUCACUUAACAACGCUUCCUCUUCUGAUCGCAGCUUCGUAGCGACAUACCGGCUCGUAUCCUCCAGCGCCUGCAUUGGCGAGGUGCCUUGUUGAACUAUGUCGGCUUUCACUGCCCUCAAUGGGGGCUCACCAAAAACCUCCGAACCACCUCAUCCGCCGCCCACCGACGCCAACAGAGCACCGUCGGUUGAGCGCCCCAACGGACAGCAUACCCCGUCUGAGCCAAAGCCGACCACAACCGCUGCGGACCCUUCCACGAGCCAGAGGGAUAGCUGGGCCGGCCCGAGCCAGGAAAGGUCUCCAUAUCAAUCUGCCAACUACCCCGAUAUCGACGGCUCUCUCAAGAGAAAGCGGUCCAGCUCUGUAGAAGCAAGGCGGGAAGCCCCCGCGCCCAAGGAAAAGUCCCCCGACGCCGCUUCUCACUCUCACCCUCCAGAGUCACGUGACCCUUAUGACACCCCCUCGCGAGAGCGCGAACAUCGUUCCUACGCCGAACGCGAAGACUCGCGGGAGCACGGCGAUUCGUGGUACUCACGCGAUGCCAGGGAUAGGGAUGAGAGGGGUUACUACGACCAGCCGUCUGCCACAUCUACGCAGGGCCAGUCUGAGGAACAGAUUGGAGAGGCACUAAGACGUGCCAACCAGAUGGAUGCGCACGACUACGACAACACCAGCCCCGAUGGCGAUGAUAGAUCCAUGGCAUAUGGCUCCUACACACCUGGCGGAUCCCGUGACCCAACACUCCAAUCCGACAACAAGAAGAGGAAACGCAACUUCAGCAACCGAACCAAGACGGGAUGUCUCACGUGUCGAAGGAGGAAGAAGAAGUGCGAUGAGCAGAAGCCCGAGUGCAGCAAUUGCCUCCGUGGAGGAUUCAUCUGCGCAGGAUAUCCCCCACAGCGCAGCACGGCCUGGCAGAAGCCAGACAGCAAGGCCGCGGCGAUUCCCUUGGAGUCCAAAGACCCCAGCUAUGUCCCGCCCGGCGCAUAUGGUAUGCCGCAGCAGCAAGCUCCGUACGGCAGCCAGCCUGCCGUGGGACAGAGGCGGGAGACGCUGCCCCAUUACCGCGGACAGCCUUUGCGGAUUGAUCCGCCUCAAGGACGACCGCUGCUGACUGACGAUGACCGGCCCACUGCUUCGACGAUCCCCAGCGCAUCGGUGACAAGUCCCGAGAAUAAGCUUUCUGCCAUCCCCUACACCCCGGCCAACGCCUUCCCCACGCCUGUCAGCGCCCAAGGGCCACCGCAUGCCCCCUUCUCGGAGAGGAAGGAAUACCAGCGCGUCCCGCCGUUGCACGACAUUAGCAGGACUGCGCCGGAGCCCGAGACACCUCACCCCGGCAACACGCUGCCUCAGAUCAACAUUCUUCACCCGACGAGGUCCAACAGCCCCAUCCAGCAGCAGCAGCAGCAGCAGCAGCAGCCGCAGCCGCAGCCGCCGGCCACCAGCAAUGUGCAAGUCGCCGCGCAGCUGGCACUGUCGCACACCCAAUUUUCCCCCAGCAGGGCCAGGACGCAGAAGGAGGACAUGCUCGCCGGGAAGCUCUACUACCCAUUUGACAAGGAGCUUGUCUUGGAACGCGAGCGCUGCAGCGCAGCUUGCUGGCGAUUCAACAAUUCGACUAACCCCAACAACGGCGUCUCGCCGACAGAGCGAGCGCGCCUGUUCCGUGAGAUUCUGCAACCGCGCGACCUGAUCCAGAUUUCGCCGACAGUCACCUCGCCCGUGACAAACGUUGGAAGAGUGGGCGAGCACGCGGUCGUGGAGGCACCCUUCACUUGCGACUAUGGCUACAACAUUUCCAUUGGACAGAACGUCGUCAUCGGCCGGAGCUGUACCAUCAUCGAUACAUGCGAAGUCAAGAUUGGCGACAACUGCCACAUCGGGCCGAACGUGAGCAUAUACACGGCGACGCUGCCCACCGAUCCCAAGCGGCGCCUGGGCAGCAAGGGUCCACAGCUCGGAAAACCCGUCACCAUCGGGGAGGACUGUUUCAUCGGCGGAGGAGUCAUAAUCCUACCAGGCGUCACUAUCGGACGGGGAAGCACCGUCGGGGCCGGCUCGGUCGUCACAAAGGUAAGUUGCUGCCCGCGCUCUGGCUUUAUGGAUCUGUAGUCUAACUUGGUGUGUAGGAUGUCCCUCCUUUCACCAUCGCCGUCGGUAAUGCCGCCCGGAUCAUACGCGGCAUCUCGUCGUAACAUCGUUUGAUUCCGUCUAUCCACCUGCGUCUCUUAUUGCCCGUGAUACCCAGCUCAUGGUACAAUCGUGGUCCGUGUACAAAAGCAUACUGAUUCUUGAUUUUCUUUUUCUUUGAACGUCUCUGUUUCUUACUACUUAUUUCCGAGCCUA
Molecule: messenger RNA, 2736 nt
Organism: Colletotrichum navitas
Lineage: Eukaryota; Fungi; Ascomycota; Sordariomycetes; Glomerellales; Glomerellaceae
Product: bacterial transferase hexapeptide
Exons: 2
Coding region: 484-2502 (672 amino acids)
Biological process (GO): regulation of DNA-templated transcription
Molecular function (GO): DNA-binding transcription factor activity, RNA polymerase II-specific; zinc ion binding; acetyltransferase activity
Source: RefSeq, a predicted model, not a curated record